Messenger RNA from Anas platyrhynchos (mallard), 5226 nucleotides. Lineage: Eukaryota; Metazoa; Chordata; Aves; Anseriformes; Anatidae. The record is from RefSeq and is a predicted model, not a curated record.
CCCCGCCGCGGCCGGCCGAGGAGCAGCGGCCGCUGCCGGCGCCGUUCCCCAUCCCGCCCCCUUCCCCUGCGCUCCCUCCCCCGCGUCGCGGCCAGGCCCGGCCCGGCCCGGGGCGGCAGGAAGCGGCUCCCAUGUCCGCGGUGGCGGCGGCGCGGCGGCUCUGAGCGCCCCCCCCCCCCCUUCUCUCCCCGUAUCGCCGCCACCACCCCGGGGGCGCCCCCUUCCCUCCGCCGCGGACGCGCGGCCGUAGGCGGCUGCCGGGCUCCGGGGAGGCCGCGGCCUAAGGGGGGGGGUGCGGGAGGGCGCGGGAUGCGCCGCGGCGCCGCCGCCGCCGGGGCCUGCGGGGCCUCCGCCCGCCGCCACUGAGGCCCGCGGCCGCCGCGGAUGCGGCCUCGUCCCGGCCAGGCCCUCGGCGCCCGGCGCCCCCGCGGAGGGCAGGAGCCGGCGGCGGCGAGGAGCCCCGCGUAGCCCCGGGCCCUGCUCCCCCCCCUCGGCCUGCCCCGGGCUCUCGUCCCCCCAGGUGCCAGAGGAGGGAUGUCCGCUGCCGCCUCGUCCGCUGAGAUGAUUGAAACCCCCCCGGUGCUCAACUUCGAGGAGAUCGACUACAAGGAGAUCGAGGUGGAAGAGGUUGUUGGAAGAGGAGCCUUUGGUGUGGUCUGCAAGGCAAAAUGGCGAGCUAAAGAUGUAGCCAUUAAACAAAUAGAAAGUGAAUCUGAAAGAAAGGCCUUCAUUGUGGAGGUACAGUAAUCACGAGUAAACCAUCCCAAUAUUGUCAAGUUAUAUGGAGCCUGUCUAAACCCAGUGUGUCUUGUUAUGGAGUAUGCUGAAGGAGGUUCUCUGUACAAUGUGCUACAUGGUGCUGAGCCUCUGCCUCAUUAUACUGCUGCACAUGCAAUGAGUUGGUGUUUACAGUGUUCCCAGGGAGUGGCGUAUCUCCACAGUAUGAAACCAAAGGCUCUAAUUCAUAGAGACCUGAAACCACCAAAUUUGCUCUUGGUAGCUGGGGGGACAGUUCUAAAAAUCUGUGAUUUUGGUACAGCCUGUGAUAUUCAAACACACAUGACCAACAAAGGAAGUGCUGCAUGGAUGGCACCUGAAGUUUUUGAAGGUAGCAAUUACAGUGAAAAAUGUGACGUUUUCAGUUGGGGUAUUAUUCUCUGGGAGGUAAUCACCCGUAGGAAACCUUUUGAUGAGAUUGGUGGUCCAGCUUUCCGCAUAAUGUGGGCAGUUCACAAUGGUACUCGGCCACCACUGAUCAAAAACUUACCUAAACCAAUUGAGAGUUUAAUGACCCGUUGUUGGUCCAAGGAUCCCUCACAACGACCUUCCAUGGAGGAAAUUGUUAAAAUAAUGACACACUUGAUGCGGUACUUUCCAGGAGCUGAUGAACCUCUGCAGUAUCCUUGCCAGUAUUCAGAUGAAGGCCAAAGCAACUCUGCCACUAGUACAGGUUCAUUCAUGGACAUCACUUCUACAAACACAAGUAACAAGAGUGAUGCUAACAUGGAACCAGGUGACUUCCAAGGAGCUUCUACCAAUGACACUAUUAAACGUUUGGAAUCAAAAUUGGCACAGCAAAUGAAAAAUACAGCCAAGCAGCCGGGUGAACCUGGCCGUUUGAGUUUACCCCCAUCUCGUGGGAGCAGUGUGGAGAGCUUGUCAGAUGUUCGUGGGCGACCACAGUCAGCCCUUGUUUCAGGAGAAGCAAAAAGGAUGAGUGCUGACAUGUCUGAAAUAGAAGCAAGAAUACCUUCUACCACAGCCUAUUCCAAGCCUAAACGAGGCCAUCGUAAAACUGCUUCAUUUGGCAACAUUCUGGAUGUCCCUGAGAUCAUCAUACCAGGAAACGGACAGCAGAGGCGCAGAUCCAUUCAAGAUCUUACUGUUGCUGGAACAGAGUCCAGUCAGGAGAGUAGAAACAGCAGUAGAUCAUCUAGUCCUAGUGUGAGAAUGAUCACUACCUCGGGACCAACCUCUGAAAAGCCAACUCGUAAUCCAUGGACACCUGAUGAUGCAGAGACCAAUGGGUCAGAUAACUCCAUCCCAAUGGCAUAUCUUACAUUAGAUCAUCAGUUACAGCCUCUAGCACCAUGUCCAAACUCCAAAGAAUCUAUGGCUGUGUUUGAACAGCACUGCAAAAUGGCACAAGAGUACAUGAAAGUUCAGACAGAGAUUGCAUUGCUGUUGCAGAGGAAACAAGAACUAAUAGCAGAACUGGACCAGGAUGAAAAAGACCAGCAAAACACAUCUCGUCUGGUACAAGAACAUAAAAAGCUCUUAGAUGAAAAUAAGAGUCUCUCAACUUACUAUCAGCAAUGCAAAAAACAAUUAGAGGUCAUCAGAAAUCAGCAACAGAAACGGCCAGGCACAUCAUGAUUUCCUGGGACCUUUCAAAUGAAAAAUAUGCACAGAAAAGACUGAUUUUUGUAUUGUUAUUAUUAUCCCUUAUUAUGACAACUCAUGAGUGUAAGCUUCUUGGUGUGGUCUGUAUUUGUCUGCUACACUUAACAUCAUUUAAUUUUUUCAUUUUCCUAUGGUGGACAUCCAGUUCAACAGGUUAACCUGAUAAGGUGAGAAAACAGUGACUUGAAUUAACCAACAGCCCUCAGUGUAAAGCAAGAACCGUGGCUGUAUGCAUGCUCCUUGUGUGAAGGCUAGCCUAACAAGUGUUAGAGGCUGCAAAAUUGUAAGAUCUUGGUUUUAGUUUUUGGUAUUACCUCGAUAAGAGCAAAACAAAAACUUUCCUGUUUAAGAAUGGUUUUGUUCCAGUGUCUCAUCUCAAAUUUAUAAUGAUGAUUAUUUUCAGGACAUAAACAUGCACCAAGCUGCAGAGGUGAUGUUGGCUGACCAGAGUAAUUCAUGAUGCAUUAGUGAUGCCUUUUACCUGUAGAAGUAGUAUAUUUUUUCCACAUGCAAAAUAAUAGUCAAACUGAUGCCAGCAUCCUUGGUUCAGUGCUUGAUAGCCCUGCAUUUUGACUAAUAUAUUUGUUGUAACCUUGCAUUCAUAAAAUAUUUGAAGUAAAAGGCUGUAUUUUCUUUACUUUCUUGGGGGGAAUGUCAUGCAGUUCCAUCUAGUUAUAACUGGGCAGAAGUUAUGAACGUGAUUCACUGCGCAAAAUUUAUCCCCUGUAUAAAAGAGGGAAACAAAAAUGUGAUAAAGUGUCUUAAACCUUCAAAGCUUUUGUCACUGAAGCAUUCUUAAAAGGAAACUCAGAAAGCAAAUUAAAACAAGAUUGUAAGUAUUCCCUUCAUACCACUUACGGGAAUAUUUUUUUCUUUACAACUUAAUUCCUCAAAAGUAUUUGCCAUAAAUACAAGUAACUUUGUUUUGGAUAGGAAGAAAGAGACUCGGGGAAAUUAAUUUUAAAUAUCAAAUGAUGCAAUGGAGUUAAGUAUGGAAAUGGCAGAAGCUAUUAAGAAAAUGAGGGAAAUGGCUUCAAUCUUCAUCAGGAAUCUCAGUUACUCCACUCAUCUGAACAUACUUCCUUUGAAGUCCAUCUCAGAAUGCCUGCUGCCUUUGUGACUGAAGAAUUGCAUUUAAUGAAUUCAAGCAGAAUAUGUAAUUAUCAGUCUCAUUAUUUACCAUUUCUACAUGGGAGAAAACAACUACUCGUUUACGUUGCAGAUUGAUUAUUUGGUUUAUGAGUUAACUCCUAACUGGUAAAGAAAUGAGGCAUUUCUAAAUAGUAAUAAGAAAUUAUUCCUUACAUAAGCUCCUGGUGUACUCAGUUAUGGGCAGGGUUUUAACAUUCUUUUGCAAAGGAAAAAUAGAAAAUUGAAAUAUAGCUGCUGAGCCCUCAAAGUAGGAGAGGUAACCCGAUCCUUUGAUUUCUGCGUACUUGAAAUGAAUAAUUAUUUGUAGGAGCCCAUUAGCAGAACUUGGAGAAAACAUUCAUGGUAAAAAUAUCACAGUAUUUUUCUCUUCCCCUUAUAAUAAACAUCUUGUGAACGUAUCUGUGAACAACGAAAGUGGCUGACAGUUUACUGAAUGGUGUCAUUCUGUCUUGAAAAUAAAUCUACUGUUGGCAAACUUCUGGGAGUAAGAAGUGCUUCCCUCUUUUACUUAAAUAAAGGAAGGGUUAUCAUUCCCCAAACCUUAGCAGAUAAUUUGAUUAGUUAGCUGAAACUGAUAUUGGGAUCAACUUAAGGGCACACAUAUUUAUAGCAAAAUGUAAUUGGUGGAGAAAAUAACUGUAGUAUUAGGAAUAGCACAAGUUAUCCAAAGCAUUGCUGUUCGCAUACAUCUGUCCAUCUACCAAAAUGGACACACUCCGUGUUCAGCAGCUUGCUUAACAUAUGCUUAAGCAUCCAGUAGGGCAGCAUAAAUGCCAACGCUCGACUUGAGAUGCUUGGUUGAUAAUUACAUACACAAAAUCAUUUCCCAGGACAGUUUUUAUGCUUUGCCUCAUCAUAAAACAGAUUUGUUUAAAAUAAAUCAGCAUUGCAUAUGAAAAGUCACUUUAUGGCAAAGUCUGAAUAAUGGAAGUGAACGCAGUGCUAGCUUUAUGGUACCUAAUACAAGCGUCACUUCUAACAGUUGUUUAUGAGUUUUCAGAGUUUAGAUUAAAAAGGGUCUCAGAUUGUAAAAUAAGUGCUGUGCUACCGGCCCGCUGUUGAACUUGGCUCUGUUCACUAUUUAGGUUAUAUUGCUGUUCUUGCUAUUUACAAAGGGAAUUUGGAGUUUGACCUUUGGCUUUCAAGUUGUCUCUUUCUUAAUUGCACCUUUUUUUUUUUUUUUUAAUUAUUUGCCUAUAAUUUUCAGUGAGGUGUUCUGUGUGGCAAAACUUGUGUAUCAAAAAAGUGUAGAACAUAGCAGUUUGGGCAACUAAGAGUUUAACAGCUUAAUUUUCUAGUGACUUUUAUUAUUUUCUUAAGGCUCUUGUUUGAAAGUUGUUUACAAAUGUACUUUUAUUUUUCUGUUAAGCUAUCUGGAGUGUUCAGGAAGUUUUUCAUGUACUCUUUUGUCCAGUUAAAGCCGUUCCUCUAGUAAUGGAGGUGAAACAUCUAAUUUUUGUCUGGGCAGUGCCUUCUCAGAAAAAGUAACAGGCUCUGCUUUUUGUUAAAGUAUGUGUUCUGUAAGAUAUUGUAUAAUUGAAAGUAUGCUUCUGUACACUGUGCAGUUCUACCAAAAAUGCUUUUUUAGGCUUAUUUGUGUUUUUUUUCUGAUGAGAAGUUGAAGAUUGUAAUUCAAAACUUGUAUAUAAAAUGGUGAAUGAUUUCAUAUGA